Amborella trichopoda is the source of this 2293-nucleotide messenger RNA. NCBI's taxonomy places the organism in Eukaryota, Viridiplantae, Streptophyta, Magnoliopsida, Amborellales, Amborellaceae. The record is from RefSeq and is a predicted model, not a curated record.
UUCAUUUUGUCAAGGAGGGUUGUAACCCCAAAAUGAAAGUUAGGGUCCUAGAAGGUACUGGCGAUACGGUUUUAUCGGAGUACUGAAUCGAUAAUAUGCUCAUGUGGGUGCGGAUGGCUUUGGGCUUUUUUUAUUUCUAACUUUGAUUGAUUACCUCGAUAUGUCAACUGUGUACAGUGUUCUAGACGAUGUACUUAUGCCCCACACUUAAAAUAAGUGUGGUUUUUGGAUUUAUAAUUGAGGUAGUAGAUGGAAAAAGAUAGAACGAAUUUCAAAGUGGUAAGGACGUUGGUUGCUAUCGAAUUGGUUGUCUAUCCUUAAAUUUCCAACUCCCUCAAAUAUCGAUCCAUCAAUGGCUGUCUGCCCUGCACAUGUUUCCAUACUCCUUUUCCCACUGCCAACGGUAUAAAAAACUCUCAUGUUCCUUCAUAUUUGCACUGCCAGAAUUUCAUCUCCUCUUCUCCCUCUAUCUCUCUCUCUCUCUCCAACUUGCUGUGAUUCUUGACUGAAACAAAAGGCAGUUAUGGAAUCUCUCACCUCAUUCACAUCUGAGAAUACCAUCUUUCUUGCAUCCCUCUUGGCAUUGCUCGUCAAUGGCCUCAUCUUUUUGUGGAAACUGUACACCAGAAGAGUUAACCAGGCCUGCUAUCUCCUUGACUAUGCCUGCUUCAAGCCCCCGGACGACUGGAUGCUUGACACUGAGCUUUGUGGCGAAAUCAUCAAACGGAACAAGAAGCUUGGUGUUGAUGAGUGCCAAUUCCUCCUCAAAAUGACCGUGAGCUCGGGCAUUAGCGAAGAGACUUACGCCCCACGAUGCUUGAGCUUUGGAAAUCCAAACAAUGUUUCUCUGAAUGACGGGCUCGAUGAGAUGGAUGAGUGUUUCAAGGGAUGUCUUGACACACUCUUUGCUAAAACCGGCAUCUCGCCGAAGGAUGUUGAUAUAUUAGUGGUUAAUGUGGCGCUGCUAUGGCCGGCCCCCUCUCUGUCUGCAAGGAUAGUGAACAUGUACAAGAUGAAGGAGGACAUAAUGGCCUACAAUCUCUCGGGCAUGGGCUGCAGUGCGAGCGUCAUAUCCAUCAACCUGGUGGAAAACUUGUUCAAGCAGCACACUGAAUCUCUGGCGGUGGUUGUGACCAGUGAGAGCAUUGCAAUGAAUUGGUAUUCUGGCCUUGACAGGUCCAUGAUGCUGGCCAACUGCCUCUUCCGAUCUGGUUGCUGUGCCAUGAUGCUCAGCAAUCGUAGCACAGACCGGGUUUGCUCCAAGUUCCUGCUCAAGAACCUGGUGCGUACCCACAUGGGUGAGAAUGACCAAGCCCACUAUUGCGCAUACGAGAUGGAGGAUGAGGAUGGGUGCCCCGGAGUCAAGCUCAGCAAGCACCUCCCUAAAGCCGCAGCCCAAGCCUUUGUCAAGAACUUGAGCGUACUGGGACCCAAGAUACUGCCAGUCACAGAGAUAGUGCGGUAUCUGGUCGCUCGGUAUCUGUUGAAGCGCAGCAAAGAGACUGUGAGUGUGAACCUAAAGACCGCAGUGCAGCACUUCUGCCUCCAUGCCGGGGGAACUGCCGUGAUAGAUGCCGUUGGGAAGAGCCUAGGGCUGACCGACUACGACCUGGAGCCAUCCCGGAUGACGCUCCACCGUUGGGGGAACACGUCGGCCAGUUCCCUAUGGUAUGUCCUCAGCUACAUGGAGGCCAAGAAGAGGCUGAGGAAAGGACACAGGGUGCUCCAAAUCUCAUUCGGGGCUGGGUUCAAGUGCAACAGUUGUGUGUGGGAGGUGGUCCGAGACCUGGGCGACCUCAGCGUGUGGGAGGACAGUGUGCACAGGUACCCUGCAAAGACCUUAGUCAACCCUUUCUUGGAGAAGUAUGGUUGGAUUAAUAACCCCGAUCCGCAGAGGCUUGCAGAGGCCUUAAAAGAUAGAGAAGAAAAUUACUAGUGCUCGUAAAAAUAAUAUAUAAUAUAAUAAAUAGUACUCACCUUCUUCAAAAACAACCCAAAACAAGAACUGUAAUAAUCAGUUGUGAUUGCUUGCUUUGCUCAUUAGGAAAACAAGAAACAACCACUGUUAAGAAAAGUUAUAUAUUGUGUAUGGGGUUUAGGGUUAGGGUUAGUAUGGAAAGGGAAGACUUUCUUUACAGGGAGGGAGACAAGCACCUUCCCUCCAUCCCAGCAGCCCCUCCCCUUCCUUUUUACUUCUCUUUUAAGACAUUAUGUACUGUGCAUGGGUCUCAUUAGUGAUUCUUGUAAUGGCUGGGUGGUUAUAUUGGAAACCGUGUUGUUUAUGAUUCUUGUA